Messenger RNA from Iphiclides podalirius (scarce swallowtail), 270 nucleotides. NCBI's taxonomy places the organism in Eukaryota, Metazoa, Arthropoda, Insecta, Lepidoptera, Papilionidae. The record is from the annotation of a GenBank genome assembly.
AUGCAAGAUUGUCCCCUUUACAUCUCUACAAACAAGCUUUACCACUCCGUCAUGGAACAAAAGAUUCCCUUGCAGACUAUAAGGAAGACUAUGAUGCGGCUGUUAAAGGAGGCUAUGAACUUCACUCCUGUGAUCUCCACAAAAGAUUACGUUAGCAUCGACUCCGAUCAGUCCCAGACUUGGUCCGAUUCGUUAAGCGAUGUUAUAAACGGCAUUGCUAAUAUUUCAACUUGCAGCAUUUCGUUGGUGCCAGUCGGGCCGAAAAUACUA